ACGCCUUUAUAACUGUUCAAACUUAAAAACUACCAGCCAGUGGCCACCAGCAACAAUGGUAAAAAAACAAGAGAACCAAUUCGUCUCUCCGACAUCCGCCGCCAUGGAUUCCUCGCCUCCAUCCCCUCCUCGAGACCGCCCGCCCCUAUCCCCGACGCCCGAAGAAUCUCCGCGGGAUUCCGCGGCCUCCUCCGAUCACACCUCUCGCGGAUACUCCCCAAGAGAAAAUGAAAGGCCGGCCUCGCCGCCGGCGCUGUCGUGGUCGCCGGCGGCUCAGUUACGAGAUCAGCCUCCGUCACCUGUAGUUGUAGUGAUGAACCGGGUAGUCCGAGAAGAGCCGAUGGCGGUGGUGGCGGCGAAGGUGGACCCUGGAGAUCGAUUCCCCGGCAGGGUUGCGGAGGAAGGCGGCGGCAGUAGUGGAGAAGGGCAGCGAUCGAGACGCACGUUAUCGAUUGUGCGGAGAGCGCAGAGGGAGAGUAUGGUGAAGAAGGCGGCUCUAGGGCUUAGGGUGUGUGGGUUUGUGUUCUGUUUAAUCUCGUUCUCUGUCUUGGCCGCAGAUAGGAACAGGGGUUGGAGCCUCGACUCCUUCGAUCGGUACAAAGAAUUCAGGUAUUGUAUAUCAGUGACAGUGAUAGGGGCAGGGUACUCUGCGUUGCAGGCGUACCAUAUAUCUAUGGAUGCCGGAAAAGUUCUUCCUCGCCAUCUGCACUUUUACUUCGACUUUUCCAUGGAUCAGAUACUGGCAUAUCUUCUGUUAUCAGCAUCAUCAUCGGCUGCCACCCGAGUUGACGACUGGAAAUCUAACUGGGGUGAAGACAAGUUCCCUGAGAUGGCAAGUGCUUCUGUGGGAAUGUCCUUCAUGGCGUUUGUAGCCUUUGCCUUGAGUUCUCUCAUAUCUGGUUAUACCCUUUCAACUCUCAUACACACGUAGUCAGCUCUGCAAGUUUGUUAAUUGUUUGAAGGAGAAUUAAAGGCAGAAUUUGGCAUGGAUCAUUGUUCUUGAUGUUAUCGGCAUCUGCCUUCUUGAUGGCUGUUUCAUGCAUUUUCCUGGAGCAAAAUUCUCUGUGGCAUUGUGUGCUUUGCCCUAAACGCACCCUUGUCCCACUGCAGGUGCAUAAUGCACGAAAGGGCUGAGCUGGUUGGAUCGGGUGAAUUGGCAAAAAAAGAGUCAUUUAGCCGACCUCAUCUAGUGGGACUUAAGGCUUCUUGUUAUUGUUGUAUUGAGAGGUUUGUUGGACACAAGUUAAAUGAUUUGGAGACACCUUGCUUGUUGAAUUCACCAACUCUUUAUACUGAAUCUAUGUAGAUUCCUACUAUUAAAGAUUAGGUCUUGUUCCA
Malania oleifera is the source of this 1338-nucleotide messenger RNA. RefSeq names its product CASP-like protein 4A3. NCBI's taxonomy places the organism in Eukaryota, Viridiplantae, Streptophyta, Magnoliopsida, Santalales, Ximeniaceae. Bases 56 to 931 code for a protein of 291 amino acids. The transcript is spliced from 4 exons. The record is from RefSeq and is a predicted model, not a curated record.